GUGGGAGGGGGGGUUAGCGCCAAGAGAGUAGGGGUCCUGGAGUGGCAGGCGUGGGAAGGAGAAAGGGAUCUGACAUUGGGGAAGACCCGUGAGGAGAAGAUUCUGUGGUGCUGGCUGCUCCGGGAGUAGAAAACAUUAUGUGGGCUUGUCUGUUGGGGCCUUCUAGGAAUGGUCACAUCUGGGGAACGACUCUCGUAUGGAGAGGGGUAACUGGAGAAAGGGCCCUUGUAGGAAUAUUGGGUAGUGCAGGGUGGGGGAGGGCAGGGGUCCAGUGGGGGGAGAAAGGGAGAUCACCGUGAGCGUGGGAAGACACCUCCCCGUUGCUCCCAUCGGGAGGAACGUGUUGAUUGGGAGGGGGUCUCGGGGUGACCCAGGGAAGAGCCCAGUGUGACCGCAGGAAAGUGGACUAUGGUGAGGGAGGCUCCCAGGAGAAGGCCCUGCUAGGGGGAGAGGACUUGGUGUGACCGGAGGGUGUCUUGGGGGAGAGAUGUGUGCUGGUGUGGGAGCGUGCCCCAGAGGCGGCUCUCGGGUCACCCCGGUGUGGCUAGGAGAUCCCCGAGGACCCCGACACGGUUCCAGGGCCUGCAGAGGGCUCGGCUGUGGUGAAGGGGGAGGGGCGGCCAGAUCCGGAGUCCUCUGGCUUAGAGGAGCCUGUGGGACGGGGUGAGCCCCUGGUGCUCAGGGAAGACUGCAGGAGGGGCCCAGGCGGCCACAGGUCUCAGCGGCGGUGGCAGCCGAGGUGCAGGAUGCGAGAAGGCGCCCCCCGGCCGGGCUCCCGCUCCAGGCCUCGCACCCCUGCGGCCCUCUGAGCCCACCAUGGCUGUCCCACCAGGCCAUGGUCCCUUCUCUGGCUUCCCAGGGCCCCAGGAGCACACGCAGGUGCUGCCUGAUGUGCGGCUGCUGCCCCGGAGGCCGCCCCUGGCCUUCCGGGACGCCACCUCAGCCCCGCUGCGCAAGCUCUCUGUGGACCUCAUCAAGACCUAUAAGCACAUCAAUGAGGUGUACUAUGCCAAGAAGAAGCGGCGGGCCCAGCAGGCGCCGCCCCAGGACUCCAGCACCAAGAAGGAGAAGAAGGUCCUGAACCACGGUUACGAUGACGACAACCAUGACUACAUCGUGCGCAGCGGCGAGCGCUGGCUGGAGCGCUACGAGAUCGACUCGCUCAUCGGCAAAGGCUCCUUCGGCCAGGUGGUGAAAGCCUAUGACCAUCAGACCCAGGAGCUGGUGGCCAUCAAGAUCAUCAAGAACAAAAAGGCCUUCCUGAACCAGGCCCAGGUCGAGCUGCGGCUGCUGGAGCUGAUGAACCAGCACGACACGGAGAUGAAGUACUACAUAGUGCACCUGAAGCGGCACUUCAUGUUCCGGAACCACCUGUGCCUGGUGUUCGAGCUGCUGUCCUACAACCUGUACGACCUCCUGCGCAACACACACUUCCGCGGCGUCUCGCUGAACCUGACCCGGAAGCUGGCGCAGCAGCUCUGCACGGCGCUGCUCUUCCUGGCCACGCCCGAGCUCAGCAUCAUCCACUGCGACCUCAAGCCCGAGAACAUCCUGCUCUGCAACCCCAAGCGCAGCGCCAUCAAGAUCGUGGACUUCGGCAGCUCCUGCCAGCUGGGCCAGCGGAUCUACCAGUAUAUCCAGAGCCGCUUCUAUCGCUCGCCUGAGGUGCUCCUGGGCACGCCCUACGACCUGGCCAUUGACAUGUGGUCCCUGGGCUGCAUCCUCGUGGAGAUGCACACUGGGGAGCCCCUCUUCAGCGGCUCCAAUGAGGUGGACCAGAUGAACCGCAUUGUGGAGGUGCUAGGCAUCCCGCCAGCCCCCAUGCUGGACCAGGCCCCCAAGGCCCGCAAGUACUUUGAGCGGCUGCCUGGGGGUGGCUGGACCCUACGAAGGACAAAGGAACUCAGGAAGGAUUACCAGGGCCCCGGGACACGGCGGCUGCAGGAGGUGCUGGGCGUGCAGACGGGCGGGCCCGGGGGCCGGCGGGCGGGGGAGCCGGGCCACAGCCCCGCCGACUACCUCCGCUUCCAGGACCUGGUGCUGCGCAUGCUGGAGUACGAGCCCGCCGCCCGCAUCAGCCCGCUGGGCGCUCUGCAGCACGGCUUCUUCCGCCGCACGGCCGACGAGGCCACCAGCACGGGCCCGGCAGGCAGCAGUGCCUCCACCUCGCCCGCACCCCUCGACACCUGCCCCUCCUCUAGCACCACCAGCUCCAUCUCCAGCUCGGGAGGCUCCAGUGGCUCCUCCAGCGACAACCGGGCCUACCGCUACAGCAACCGCUACUGUGGGGGUCCCGGGCCGCCCAUCACUGACUGUGAGAUGAACAGCCCCCAGGUCCCACCCUCCCAGCCGCUGCGCCCCUGGGCAGGGGGUGAUGUGCCCCAUAAGACACAUCCAGCCCCUACCUCUGCCUCGUCACUGCCGGGGCCCGGGGCCCAGAUGCCCCCCCAGCCCCGCUGCCUUGGCCGGCCCCCGUCACCAACCUCACCGCCACCCCCGGAGCUGAUGGACGUGAGCCUGGCGGGCGGCCCUCCGGACUGCUCCCCGCCUCACCCCGCGCCUGCCCCCCAGCACCCGGCUGCCUCAGCCCUGCGGACUCGGAUGACGGGAGGUCGCCCGCCUCUCCCACCCCCUGAUGAUCCUGCCACUCUGGGGCCUCGUCUGGGCCUCCGGGGUGUGCCGCAGAGCACGGCGGCCAGCUCAUGACCCUGCCCCCUCCCUGGGGCCCCUCCUGAAGCCAUACCCUCCCCCCACGUGGGGGCCCUGGGCUCCCAUCCUCAUCUCUCCCCUUGACUGGAAUUGCUGCUACCCAGCGGGGGCGGGUGAGGCCUGCACUGACGGGCCUGGGGCAGGGGGUCGAGGAGAGGGGUUUGCUCAGACCCUCCCACUAAGGACUGGACCCUUGGCUCCCCCUCCCCCCUUGUUUUCUAUUUAUUGUACCAAAGACAGUGGUGGUCCGGUGGGGGGAGGCUCCCCUCCUCCCAGGGCCCUAGGAGGGGGCGGGGGCAGGUAGGGGGAGAUGGCCUUGCUCCUCCUUGCUGUACCCCCCAGUAAAGAGCUUUCUCACA
Oryctolagus cuniculus (rabbit) is the source of this 3068-nucleotide messenger RNA. NCBI's taxonomy places the organism in Eukaryota, Metazoa, Chordata, Mammalia, Lagomorpha, Leporidae. The record is from RefSeq and is a predicted model, not a curated record.